Owenia fusiformis is the source of this 1391-nucleotide messenger RNA. Lineage: Eukaryota; Metazoa; Annelida; Polychaeta; Sabellida; Oweniidae. The record is from the annotation of a GenBank genome assembly.
CCUACAUGGACUUUUCCACUAAUGCCUGCACUGAUAUGCCAGUCUUCAAUGAUACUUGUCCAUGUACAACAACACAGACAACCUCUGUUACAACUAGUACAACAAUGACAACUACAUCCAAAUCAAUGACAACAAUAUCCAGUACAAUGAUGACUACAUUCAAUACAGAGAUGACUACAGCAGUACAGAGCAGUACAGAGAUGACUACUGCCAAUUCGGAGAUGACCUCAGACAAUACAGAGAUGACUACAGCCAGUACUGAGAUGACUUCAUUCAAUACAGAGAUGACUACAGCAGCACAGAGCAGUACAGAGAUGACUACAGCCAGUACAGAGAUGACUAUAGCCAAUUCAGAGAUGACUUCAGCCAGUGCAGAGAUGACUACAGCCAAUUCAGAGAUGACUUCAGCCAGUGCAGAGAUGACUACAGCCAAUUCAGAGAUGACUACAGCCAAUAAAGAGAUAACUAUAGCUAAUAAAAAGAGUAAUAUAACCAAUACAGAGAUGACUUCAGGCAGUUCAGAGAUGACAACAUCAAGUUCAGAAAUGACUACACCCAGUACAGUGUUGACUACAUCAAGUUCAGAGAUGACUACACCAACUAGCAAAUCUCAGACCACACAAAGUACAGAAUCAACAAAAAACACUUCAGAGAAACAAAGACAAUUCACACAUACAUUUCAACUGUUUCUUAAACCAACCGUUUACACAACAAAGAAGGCAGGCCUAAAGUAUGAACCUGAUUUAUUCACAGAUGCAGAUAAAAGACCAUCAGCAAUAGCAAUAGGUGGAACAGGCUGCAUUGUACUAAUCGCUACCAUUGUCUUGAUUAUCCUGAGUGAUAUUAGGAAAUUGACUUUAGACACUCGUACUGGAAUAAAGAGGGUGAUACGAUAUUUCCGCCACUUAAUGAAUAAUAAAAAAAAAGUGACACAUAUCAUGGUUUUGCCAAAGUCCAAGGAGACUAGAAGUGAUCAAUAAAGAAAUGGACCAUGUGACGACCAUACAUACAGCUCAACAAUUAUAAAAAUAAGUUCACAUUCUGCCGGAGUCAUAUUCAAACCCAUAAAUAGGUUAAUUCAGGAUGCCAAUUGAUCGGAAUUAUUUGAAUACGCUAGAUGUCACAAAAGACAUUAUUUUAAUAAGCCAAUAGAGACAUACUGAAAUACUGCUAAGACACCCUUCUAGGCAGAGCAAGUAGAUUAUAAGAAGCUUUUAUGGAAGAGUUGUGUCUCAUAGAGACACCACUGGAAUGUCAUUUUGGCAAAUGCAUGGACUCAAAAGUGUACAAAUAUGUAAAUGGAAUUGACUUAACAAUACAUACAUUAUCAUUAGAUGUGUUUUUAAUAUAUAUUUAUUAAGUCAUAUUACUACAAAUAUGUCAUUUCUUUC